Messenger RNA from Osmia lignaria (orchard mason bee), 1781 nucleotides. RefSeq names its product tubulin beta-1 chain. Gene Ontology annotation, cellular component: microtubule. Lineage: Eukaryota; Metazoa; Arthropoda; Insecta; Hymenoptera; Megachilidae. Gene Ontology annotation, biological process: microtubule-based process. Gene Ontology annotation, molecular function: structural constituent of cytoskeleton; GTP binding; GTPase activity. The record is from RefSeq and is a predicted model, not a curated record.
GGACGCCGCUGCCAGGGCAUAUUCGUUUCUGGGCUCUCGUGACGAGUUGGCGUGUACUUCGUUGUUGGUUCAGUAAUCGCAGUAAGCUUCGUAAAAGUCCAAGAAACUACCGAGCAACAUGAGAGAAAUCGUCCAUAUUCAAGCCGGCCAGUGCGGUAACCAAAUUGGCGCAAAGUUUUGGGAAAUUAUCAGCGACGAGCAUGGCAUCGACCCAACUGGCACGUAUCACGGCGACUCGGAUCUUCAAUUGGAAAGGAUCAACGUGUACUACAAUGAAGCGUCCGGUGGCAAAUACGUUCCACGUGCCAUUCUCGUCGACUUGGAGCCGGGCACUAUGGACUCUGUUCGGUCAGGACCGUUCGGGCAGAUCUUCAGACCGGACAACUUUGUGUUUGGACAAUCCGGAGCGGGUAACAACUGGGCAAAGGGUCAUUACACCGAGGGCGCCGAAUUGGUCGACUCCGUCUUGGACGUAGUCAGAAAGGAAGCCGAGAACUGCGAUUGCCUGCAAGGUUUCCAACUAACUCACUCGCUCGGCGGUGGUACCGGUUCCGGUAUGGGAACGCUACUGAUCUCCAAAAUUCGUGAGGAGUACCCUGACAGAAUUAUGAACACAUACUCGGUCGUACCGUCCCCUAAGGUAUCGGACACUGUCGUUGAACCGUACAAUGCAACGCUUUCCGUACAUCAGCUGGUAGAAAACACAGACGAAACUUACUGCAUUGACAACGAGGCCCUCUACGAUAUCUGCUUCCGCACUCUGAAACUGUCCACACCUACCUACGGCGAUCUGAACCAUCUCGUCUCCCUCACAAUGUCCGGUGUCACAACUUGCUUAAGGUUCCCUGGCCAGUUGAACGCCGACUUGAGGAAACUCGCCGUGAACAUGGUACCAUUCCCUCGUCUUCACUUCUUUAUGCCAGGUUUUGCUCCUCUCACAUCUCGUGGCAGCCAACAGUACAGAGCACUGUCCGUACCAGAACUCACCCAACAAAUGUUCGACGCGAAGAACAUGAUGGCCGCCUGCGAUCCCAGGCACGGAAGGUACCUCACGGUAGCAGCCAUUUUCCGUGGCCGAAUGUCUAUGAAGGAGGUCGACGAACAAAUGUUAAACAUUCAAAAUAAGAACAGCUCGUACUUCGUCGAAUGGAUCCCGAAUAACGUGAAGACGGCCGUCUGUGACAUACCACCCCGCGGUCUGAAAAUGUCCGCCACCUUCAUUGGUAACUCCACCGCCAUCCAGGAGCUGUUCAAGAGAAUUUCCGAACAAUUCACAGCCAUGUUCAGGAGAAAAGCUUUCCUUCAUUGGUACACCGGCGAAGGUAUGGACGAGAUGGAAUUCACGGAAGCCGAGUCGAACAUGAACGAUCUGGUUUCGGAGUACCAGCAAUACCAGGAAGCUACCGCCGACGAGGACGCGGAAUUCGACGAGGAACAGGAAGCCGAGGUCGACGAGAAUUAAAGACCUAUUUACCAUCGUGUCGUCCCACCCCCGUUUAUCUCUCUUCGCUCGUACUGCUUCUUAACUCUGCGUUUUCCUUUCUCCUCUUCAUUUUUUAAUUUCUUUUUUACAGAUUCUUCUGACGCGCUUUUUAUUUUCAUUAGUAAUAUUACACUCGUCAAGAUAAUCCGAAAAUUUAUUCAACUUUGUUUACUACUUCCUUUUUUCUGUGUCGUUUUCUCAAUCAAUUUAUUACCAUUUACGAGGCGCGUCUUUGUAUUCAGUGUAUAAACCGCUCUGGCGGUCACCAUCAUCUUUGAAUAAAUUAUUAUCAUAUAAG